Symbiodinium pilosum is the source of this 1548-nucleotide messenger RNA. Lineage: Eukaryota; Dinophyceae; Suessiales; Symbiodiniaceae. The record is from the annotation of a GenBank genome assembly.
AUGAAGGCCGCCAAGAUCCUGGUUGCAGCACUCCCAGUGCUCGGGAGCACGCAGGACCUCGGUGAUUCCUUGCGGAACCUCUUGCAGGUUCCAGAGCCUGCAGAGUUUCCUGGCCAUGCCGCUGGCAGUGGGGCCGCGGAUCUGACACACUCUGCGGUGAAGGUGGAAGACGCAGCUAAGGUGGCUCCAGUGGAGCAGGUUCUGCCUGUCGAGACCAAACGGACAUACCCACCUCAAAACUUUCUGCGGAGAUCGUCUGAGCACCAGCAAGCCGUUCUUAUGCCGGGUCUCAGCCUGGCGAGCUUCUGGCAGACAGGAGGCCCGAACGUAAGCGUGGACGCUGCGCCGGCAGCGCCGCCAGCAGCAGCAACGGCUCCUGCCAAGCCUGCGGCUGCUCACGGGAUAGAUUUCACACGCUCGACAUCUCCCGACUUGGCAGAGGUCUCUGUCUCAGAUCCCUUCCGGGCGAUGGAGGCGGAGGACCUCCGCGAGGCGCAGCGGCUGAAGGCACUGGACCAGCGCCUGCGACAGCGUGCUUCGCAGCCGGAACCAGUGCGGCUUCCGCAGCACCGCUUCCAGGGUGCUGAUGCCGAUGCGUCAACAUGGGCAGAUCUGGAGGAGGAGGAUGCAACCAUUGAAUCAGCGCUGGUUGGUUUGGACGACCCGCGAAGGCUGUGCGAGAGUAGAGAGGGAGCUGAAUGCGCGGCAGGCGACGAUGCACCGCUCGUAUUCUCGGUCCAGCUGUUGUGCCUGUGGCUGUGCCGCCAUGUGGCGGGGGUGGAUGUGGUGACUGGGCUCUCCUUGCCGCGGGGUUUAGCCCUGGAUCUGCAAGAUCGCCGCGUGUACUGGACAGAGGAUGGGACGCGGAAGCUCCGCAGUGCCACCCUGGAGGGCCAGGACCUUCGGGAUGUGGUGGUGAAGGCCUCAGUGCAGGAGGCUCCCCGUGACGUGGCCGUUGACGCAGUGCGGCGCAAGGUCUACUGGACCGCGCUCUGCUGCGGCCUCCGCCGCGCAGAUCUAAAUGGUGACAACGAGGAGGUGGUGGCAAGUGCCGAGUUCGCGAGCGGCGUUAUCGUGCACGAAGAUGCUGUGUAUUGGGCGGACUGGAUGAAUGGCCGCAUCCUGCGCCGGGCCCUUCCAGGAGAUGAGGAAGUGCUGGUGACGGGGCUGGCCUCGCCCGUGGACCUGGCUCUGGAUCCCAGCCGCCGCAUGAUCUAUUGGUCCGACGUUGGCCAUGCCCGGACACAGCGGGCCCCGUUGGAUGGGCACAGCGGCGCGCAGGUGUUGAACAUGAGCUGGGCCAUCAUGAACACAUGGGGCAUGGCCAUCGACGCCUCCCACAGGAAGCUGUACAUGACAGACUUUGAGAAGACCGGAGACCUUACAGGAAGCCCCUCGGACUACGCAGGCCGCAUCAUUCGGACAAAUCUGGACGGCAGUGGGGCCGAGGUCCUGGUGAACGAGCCUGGGAUGAGCACGCCCGUGCCUUACGUGCAACCUAAUUGGAUGGCAUUGAGAUCCGGGAAGCUGGGAGGCCGCACGCCGUAG